Conger conger (European conger) is the source of this 3882-nucleotide messenger RNA. RefSeq names its product carbohydrate-responsive element-binding protein. Gene Ontology annotation, cellular component: nucleus. Gene Ontology annotation, molecular function: RNA polymerase II cis-regulatory region sequence-specific DNA binding; protein dimerization activity; DNA-binding transcription factor activity, RNA polymerase II-specific. Gene Ontology annotation, biological process: regulation of transcription by RNA polymerase II. Bases 198 to 3002 code for a protein of 934 amino acids. The record is from RefSeq and is a predicted model, not a curated record. Lineage: Eukaryota; Metazoa; Chordata; Actinopteri; Anguilliformes; Congridae. The transcript is spliced from 17 exons.
AUACUGCAGGAGUAAAGUUGUACAUGGGAAAAAAGAAUGUAUGGUAUUGCACUGCAGUUAUGCAUUUGGGAGAGGCGUGCUGGUCUUAAAAACAAUUGCACUAUUGCCGCUUUUUAGCACACUUUGCACGUUGAGCAGCUGGACGGAUUGCGGUAUUACACGAAGGUUCUUUGCAAAAUAACGAAAAUACCUCUACAAUGGCAAAGGCAGAAAGAAUGGCACCACAGUUCCUGGGUCGGACCAAACAGCACCAGCUUCCCGAUUCGGAAUCAGAUUCUGAUCCAGAGUAUUGUCAAGCGUCGAACGCUGGAGCAGGGCAAUGCAUUGGGUCCGUUGUGCGCAACCAAGUCAUCCACAGCGGGCACUUCAUGGUGUCGUCCCCGCACAGCGAUUCCACCCCACGAAGGAGAAAAAGUGGAGCAUCAGUGGGAUAUGACUUUGAUACUGUGAACAGGACGUGGUGUCAGACCUACAAAUAUGGUCCUCUAAGUUCUGGAAGACUUAGCAUUGACCCAACGCUGACCCGGUUAUUUGAGUGCAUGACCCUGGCCUACAGUGGGAAAAUUGUCUCCCCAAAAUGGAAGUCUUUCAAAGGGCUCAGGCUGCUUUGGCGUGACAAAAUUCGUCUGAACAAUGGUAUAUGGAGAGCCUGGUAUAUACAAUAUGUGGAGAAGAGGAAGAACCCUGUCUGUGGGUUUGUCACCCCACUAGAGGGCUCUGAGGCAGAGGCCCAUCGUAAACCUGAGGCUAUUGUUUUGGAAGGCAGCUACUGGAAACGUAGGAUUGAAGUGGUGAUUAAAGAAUAUCACAAAUGGAGAAUUUACCACAAGAAAAGGCUUCAGAAAAACAAAGAUGGAAUCUUGUCAGUGUUGCAACAGGGGCCAAUAUUCAGAGGAGGCUUGGAGAAAUGGUCCUGUCAGAUGUUCCAGGAGCCCACACCAAUGCCGGAGGAAGCACACUUGUUUGAUCUGGACUGCUUCCUGUCUGACAUUUCAGACACCUUGUUCACCAUGACCCAGAAGCCCUGCCCCUGGACGGUAGACAGACACAAGACUUACACCAGCAAUGCCGACAUGAUCCAGCCGGGACUGACGCCACUGCAACCCAAUCUCGACGACUUCAUGGACAUCCCAGAUAUUUUCAUGAGUCACCGUGGUCAGCCCGUGGAUCAGGCUGGUUACACUGAAUGUGGGUAUUUUGGAAACAUGUCGGGGAGUGCCUUCUCCACUAUGUCCACUGAGCCUCUGUUCCAUCCUGACAAUCAGCUGCAACAGGCGAGCCUGCCUUCGACCGGAAGCAGCAGCAGAUUGUCUCAGCCAUCCUUGUCGGAUUCUCUGUCGGACCAGGGCUAUCACCGGCAACCUUUGACCUCUGAGAUGGCUUUCAACACCAGCAGCAUCGCCCCCGAACCGAAAUACAAAGCGCAGUUGGACUUUGGCCCGCACACCGAUUACCAAACUCAUGGGCUGGCCGCAGGGGAGGUGCCGUAUGGACAGCAGCCUUACCCGAACACCACCUCCAUGGCCUCUGUGAAUAUGGCCCCUGGCCCUCAGGACAGCCCCUUCCUGUACCCUCCUCCGUGCCAUAAAUACAGAUACAACUCAACGGCGGCGUCCUCAGUCAUCACUCACACCGGCUCCAUGAUGAACACCCUAGUGCCCGACCCACACGAUCAGGGCUACACCACAGACCUAUUUACGCCGGGCCCAUGUGUGUCCGUGGGGUACGCCCCCAUGCCUGCUGCUCAUAUUAUCCCAGCCCUCCGCAGUUCCCAACCCGCUUUCCCCACACCUCAGCACUCAGAUAUGGGCGUCAGAGGAAAGUACAAGCAGAAGACAUCCGGGGUGAAGACGGUGACAGCGGCACCACCUACUUCCCCUCUCCAGACCAGCUGCUUAGCUAAGCUGCUUUCUACUGGCACACAAGAACGUAAACCAACACCAGGAUUCGACCCAACCUUAGUUGAGGCAAAGGGUCACUGUUCAGUGUCUCCUAACUCCCCAAGUGGCAGCAUGAAUAUGGGUGGGGCCUCAGGUCAGAUGCAGCACAACACUUCCUGUUCUUCUGGGAUCCCACUGCCACCGCUGCACUGCCAAACUGCCCUCCUGCCCCCCGGGGAGCCUCUUGCUGGCUCCUCACGUGGCUCCACCGUGUCUGCCCUGCUCACUCAAGGCUCCCUGCCCUCACAAACGCCCCUUCUCAUCCCUAAGACAGAGAAACUGUCCCCCGUCCACAUCUACGGCAGCGACAAAAACAGUUUAACAGCAGGUUUCCCUAGGAACUCAGGCCAGAUAUCUCCCACAAACCUCACAGAGAAGAGUUCCAACCCACAGUCCCCACACUCCUUCCCUGGACCAGCCAAGCUAGAACCAACCAAGACUGAGACCAGAAGAAUAACCCACAUCUCAGCAGAGCAGAAGAGACGGUUCAACAUAAAGCUGGGAUUCGACACGCUGCACAGCCUUGUAACCACCCUGAGUUCACAGCCCAGCAUUAAGAUCAGUAAGGCCACUACCUUACAGAAGACCGCAGAGUACAUCAGCAAGAUGCAGCAGGAGCGGUCCCAGCUGCAGGAAGAGGCCCAGAGGCUCCGGGAGGAGAUUGUUAGCCUGAAUUCCACCAUCAACCUGUGCCAACAGCAGCUCCCCGCCACUGGAGUGCCAAUCACACGACAACGCUUCGACCGCAUGAGGGAGAUGUUCCGGGACUAUGUCCGAGCUCAGACGCUGCAGAACUGGAAGUUCUGGAUCUUCAGCAUCAUCAUCGAGCCCCUGUUUGAGUCCUACAACGGCAUGGUGUCCACAGCCAGCAUGGAGGACCUGUGCCGCACCACUCUGUCCUGGCUGGACCAGCAUUGCUCCCUCCCAGCCCUCAGACCCACCGUCCUUAGUUCACUCCGCCUCCUCAGCACCUCCACCUCCAUCCUGACUGACCCCACCCUUGUCCCAGAGCAGGCCACACGGGCGGUCACCCAGAGCAACCCUGACCACGGUUACUCCUAGCAACCGCACCUCUGCCGCAGAUGCUGGGCCUCCCUGCAGACGGUGUCAGCGGUCUUCGUGAUUAAGGCCAUCAGAGACUUUACCAACCGGGAAACUGUUCACAGUUCUGAUUAUUAUUAUUUGUCGUUAAAUCUAAGGGCUAUCACUGAAACUACUCAAACUGGUAACUGGUAUGUUGUCCUAAGAGCCGAACACUGGCCAUUGAAUCCUGUGCAGGUCCCCCGAGCUACUCUGUCAUAACGGCUCGUUUAAAUGCACAUUUUCAUAAUACAGAUUUUGUGCAUUUAUUUGGGGACUGUGUUUUGAUACUUUCACAGUGUUUUUAUAGCACCAUUAACUCUUUAUAAUUCACAUAGCAAGGGAGAGGUCUGUUUCCACAAUAUGCUCCUGGACAACUUUAUAUAGAUUUCCUGCUGAAUUUUCAUGGAAGGUUUCUAUAUUCUGUUUGAUGUAAACACAUCCUCUUUGUUAAUUUCAGUGGUUAUAGUUAAUCACAUCAAUCUCUGCAAAACCACACAAUAAAUAGGUUUUUCUAGUGACGAGAUUCACAAACAUAAUACAGUUAUUUUUCUUCUGUUCUCCUGGUAGGGUAGUGCUUGAGUUUAACACCAGUGUGUCAGAAUGUGUACCAGUAUACCAGCAAUAGGCACUGAAUCCAAAGCCUGCAUUUCAUUUGGGGAUCAAAUAUCCCUUGUAACAUUUUUGUAAUUCAUAUGAUAUUUUGAAAUAGAUUUUCAAGUAUAAAUCUCAAGUAUGAGUAAUUCAUCUGAGGAAAUUUUUCAAUGACAAGGAUUGUUCAAACAUUUAUUUUUCAUGGUUACGCACAAUAUGAAUGACAAAAUGUUACAAAUUUGACUCGGAAUGCAAAAAAAUGUUUUGU